CACUUCCUGUCCGUUCACACGCAACGUUAAACUUCCGUUUGAGGCGACGACGAGCUCGUUUUGUUCAAGAGAAACGCACUUUUAUAUUUGUUCGGCAGUUAUCGUCGGCCAGGCAAUCAUGUCAGGUCGCGAAGCCCUCAACAUGAAGCUCCCACCGAUCCAGUCCACGGCCGGAGCCGUGCCGGUUCGGAAUGAGAAAGGUGAGCUCUCCAUGGAGAAAGUGAAGGUGAAGAGGUAUGUGUCAGGUAAACGCCCAGACUAUGCUCCAAUGGAGUCAUCAGAUGAGGAAGAGGAGGACUUCCAGUUUGUGAAGAAGGGAAAGGAAAUGGAGCUGGAGCUGGAGGUGGAGGAGGAAGAGGUCUCCGACCCACGUCUUAAACGUUUGCUCAACCGUGUGUCAGAGGACGUGGAGGAGAGGCUUGCGAGACACAGGCAGAUCACAGAGCCUGAAGUUGUUGCUGAGAGCAGCGGUGACUCUGAUGAAGGCACGUGGCACCCAGAGCAUGAGGAGAGUAGUGAAGAUGAAGAGGAGGAAGAGGAAGAAGAAAUUGAGAGGAGACGAACAAUGAUGAGGCAGCGAGCCAUGGAACAGAAAAACGAGGAUAUGGAGAUCAUGGAUGUGGAGGAGGAAGGGAAGUCGGGAGAGGACUCGGAAUCAGAGUCUGAAUAUGAAGAAUACACAGACAGUGAGGAUGAAGCAGAGCCUCGACUCAAACCUGUCUUCAUUCGCAAAAAGGACAGAGUCACUGUGGCCGAGCGCGAAGCUGAGGAGCAGAGGCAGAGGGAGCUGGAGGCCGAGGCCAAGAGGCAGGCAGAGGAGCGACGGCGCUAUACCCUCAAGAUUGUGGAGGAGGAGGCGAAGAAGGAGUUUGAGGAGAACCGGCGCACACUGGCCGCCCUGGAUGCCCUGGACACUGAUGGAGAGAACGAGGAGGAAGAAUAUGAAGCCUGGAAAGUCAGAGAGCUGAAGCGCAUCAAGAGAGACAGAGAGGCCCGAGAAGUCAUGGAGAAGGAGAAGGCUGACAUCGACAGAUUCCACAGCAUGACGGAGGAGGAGCGUAGGGCGGAGCUCCGCAACAGCGGCAAGGUCGUCACCAACAAAGCCACCAAAGGCAAAUACAAGUUCCUCCAGAAGUACUACCACAGAGGAGCCUUCUUCAUGGACAGGGAGGAGGACGUGUACAAGAGAGACUUCAGCGCACCAACACUGGAGGACCACUUCAACAAAACCAUCUUACCCAAAGUCAUGCAGGUCAAAAACUUUGGGCGGUCUGGACGCACCAAGUACACCCACCUGGUGGACCAGGACACCACAUCGUUCGACUCGGCCUGGGCCCAGGAGAGCGCGCAGAACACAAAGUUCUUCAAGCAGAAGGCAGCAGGCGUGAGGGACGUGUUCGACCGGCCCACGGUCAAGAAGAGGAAGACAUGAAGAGUGAAGCUGAUGUCAGCUUUAAUGAGACUGUUCAGAAAUGGAACUGUAGCCUGCAGAGUUCAGAGACCAACACUCUGUCCUGGAAUAUAUGUUGUGGAAGCAAAGCAGAAAAUAGAAUCCAUUUGAAAUGUCGAACCAGCAGGGCGGUGCACCACUGUUUUCAUCUUGUUAAUAUGCAGAUUAUCACUUUAAAGGAUCUUCUGCAUCCUGGUUAUUUUCCACACAGACUAAAAGCAACACUCAAUAUGGUGUACUCACCUCAAUGUGUGUGAAUCCAGAACCUGGUUUAGCAAAAUUUUAAACACAGCAGCGAGCUACACCACUGCACCAGGUGACAGGUUUCUUCCUCAGGAAAAAUGCGAGACUGUUUUCAGCAAACUGCUCUGGAGACCAAGAAUGGCCGUCACUUCUUACAGUGUCUGAAGUAUGAAAGUCAGCUGAUCUCUGCUCUGCCUACACUACUGCUUCUCACGCUGCACAUAGCAUCAACAGGCAUAGCAGAGCUCACACACACUCUUACAUCAGAGUGUAAAAAGUGAUGGCUGGUCUCAGUUUGAUGAAAACAGUUUCACAUUUGACCAAAGGAGGAACCCUGCCACCCAGUGCAGCAGUGUGGCUCACCACAGACAACAGAUGCGUACAGCACAAUAAGCUAAACCAGGCUCUGGAUUCAUAUUUUUGUUGCUGUUAGUCACUGUGGGAAAUAAAACCAAAGAAAAUCACUGGCCUCAUCCUUUGCUGUGGAACAGUGACUUAAAAAAAAAAAAAUUUUAGUUUAAUUCUUUUAUUUGGCCAACAGGUUAGUGGCAUUUGAGCCACAUCACACUCACACCUCUGUUUUAAAGCAGUGGGUUAUCAGUUUGUAACAGCAGGUUCUUGUACUCAUUUCCUGUAUCGCCCCCUUUUUUCCAUGUUUGUGAAAGUGCAGGUAUAACUUGAAUUGUUUGUGAAUUAAAAGCAAAUUUUUAAUAGGUAAUGAAA
Monopterus albus (swamp eel) is the source of this 2416-nucleotide messenger RNA. RefSeq names its product microfibril associated protein 1 (gene mfap1). Bases 119 to 1432 code for a protein of 437 amino acids. NCBI's taxonomy places the organism in Eukaryota, Metazoa, Chordata, Actinopteri, Synbranchiformes, Synbranchidae. The record is from RefSeq and is a predicted model, not a curated record. The transcript is spliced from 8 exons.